Euleptes europaea (tarantolino) is the source of this 2421-nucleotide messenger RNA. RefSeq names its product YME1 like 1 ATPase (gene YME1L1). The record is from RefSeq and is a predicted model, not a curated record. Lineage: Eukaryota; Metazoa; Chordata; Lepidosauria; Squamata; Sphaerodactylidae. Gene Ontology annotation, cellular component: mitochondrial inner membrane. The coding region runs from base 1 to 2148 and encodes 715 amino acids. Gene Ontology annotation, biological process: mitochondrion organization; protein quality control for misfolded or incompletely synthesized proteins. The transcript has 19 exons. Gene Ontology annotation, molecular function: ATP hydrolysis activity; metalloendopeptidase activity; ATP binding.
AUGUUUUCCUUCUCCACCACGGUGCAGCCGCAGGUCACAGUUCCUCUGAGUCACCUCAUCAAUGGCUUCCAUACGCCCAAAAUCCCAACUCCAUCUUUCGCCACGGCAUCUCCCCAGUGUGUGCAAAGGGAAGCAGCGCCUGAACAUGAUCUACAAAGCAGUGAGCCAGUCCUUAAUCUGCGAGACCUAGGACUGUCUGACUUGAAAGCAGGCCAGCUGGAUGAACUAGUGGACAAGCUACUUCCGGGCUAUUGUGUAGAAAACAAAGUCUCUUCCCCGUGGCAUACAUCGCAUAUAUCCGCGCAGUCCUUCUUUGAAAAUAAGCAUGGUUUUGCAGACAUAUAUAGUGUUUUGCGAUCAUCUUACCCGUACAGACAGCAUCCUAGCCCCCUCCAGAGUAUAUGUUCAGAUCUUCAACGCUGGCCAGCUUUCAUUCAGACUCGGGGCUUUAAGACCCUGAAGUCAAGAGCAAGACGUCUGCAGUCCACAUCGGAACGAUUAGCAGAAACCGAAAACGUCGCUCCCUCAUUUGUAAAGGGCCUCCUACUGAGAGACAGAGGCACAGAUGUCGAAAGCUUAGACAAACUGAUGAAAACAAAAAACAUACCUGAAGCCCAUCAAGAUGCCUUUAAAACUGGGUUUGCAGAGGGCUUUUUGAAAGCACAGGCACUCACGCAACGGACAAAUGAUUCCUUAAGGCGAACCCGUCUCUUUCUCCUAGUACUGCUACUGCUUGGUAUUUAUGGUUUGUCAAAAACCCCAUUUUUAUCUGUACGUUUUCGAACAACUUCUGGCCUUGAUGCUGCAGUGGACCCCAUUCAGAUGAAAAAUGUCACCUUUGAACAUGUCAAAGGGGUUGAAGAAGCUAAGCAAGAGUUGCAAGAAGUAGUAGAGUUCUUGAAAAAUCCUCAGAAAUUUACUGUGUUAGGAGGCAAACUUCCUAAAGGUAUCCUUUUGGUGGGACCACCUGGGACCGGGAAAACGCUGCUCGCCAGAGCUGUGGCUGGAGAAGCUGAUGUGCCAUUCUAUUAUGCCUCUGGCUCCGAGUUUGAUGAGAUGUUUGUCGGGGUGGGAGCCAGUCGUAUCAGAAAUCUGUUUAGGGAAGCCAAAGGAAACGCCCCUUGUGUUAUAUUCAUUGAUGAGCUGGAUUCCGUUGGCGGUAAAAGGAUAGAGUCUCCAAUGCAUCCCUACUCAAGGCAGACCAUAAAUCAACUCCUGGCUGAAAUGGACGGCUUUAAGCCCAAUGAAGGAGUCAUUAUUAUUGGUGCGACCAACUUCCCUGAAGCUUUAGAUAACGCUUUAAUACGUCCUGGGCGCUUUGACAUGCAGGUGACGGUGCCGCGGCCAGAUGUCAGAGGCCGGACAGAAAUUCUGAAGUGGUACCUUAACAAAAUAAAGUAUGAUCACUCCAUUGAUCCAGAAAUCAUUGCAAGAGGUACAGUAGGAUUUUCUGGCGCAGAACUAGAAAACCUUGUGAACCAAGCUGCAUUAAAAGCUGCAGUUGAUGGGAAGGAUAUGGUGACCAUGAAGGAGCUGGAAUUCUCAAAGGACAAAAUUCUUAUGGGCCCGGAGCGUAGAAGUGUAGAAAUUGACGAUAAAAAUAAAACCAUUACUGCCUAUCACGAAUCUGGGCAUGCCAUUAUUGCCUAUUAUACUAAAGACGCAAUGCCUAUCAACAAAGCUACAAUUAUGCCGCGAGGACCAACGCUCGGACAUGUGUCUCUGCUCCCAGAAAACGACAGAUGGAGUGAAACUAGAUCCCAGCUGCUUGCGCAGAUGGAUGUUAGUAUGGGAGGAAGAGUGGCAGAAGAACUAAUCUUUGGAGGUGAUCAAGUCACAACAGGUGCUUCUAGCGAUUUUGACAAUGCAACGAAAAUAGCAAAGCUCAUGGUGACUAAGUUUGGAAUGAGUGAGAAGCUUGGUGUUAUGACUUAUACAGAUACCGGAAAACUCAGUCCUGAAACCCAAUCUGCAAUUGAACAGGAGAUAAGACUGCUCUUAAAGGAUUCGUAUGAGCGGGCAAAGAAUAUCUUGAAGAACCACGCGAAAGAGCACAAGAAUUUAGCAGAAGCAUUACUGACCUAUGAGACUUUGGACGCCAAAGAAAUUCAGAUUGUUCUCGAAGGAAAGAAACUUGAAGUGAGAUGAUAAAUCCUUGUUGAGGAUUCUUAAUUGACUGCUCGCGAGAAUGCAGUAGUCUCCUUAUGCUGUGUAGCUUUCUAUUCCUCCUGAUGCGCGUGUGGUGGUUAUCACAUUUCUUAAAGGAAUAAACACUUGUCUUGUGAGCUUUUGUUACAUUUUAUCCAAUUCUUGUCUUUCCUUAGAAUGAGAUGCAAGGAACAGAUAUAGACAUACAAUCUCAGGGUUGAAUCCAGCAUGCUUGGAAACUUCAAACACCGAAUCUGAAUAGUAUGUCCUUAA